AAUCCUCAAAGCUACAGAGGUCUGCAGAGAAGUUGAAAAAUCUCUGCCACCUGUUUCUAGUGUGGAGCCGAUAGCAAGUUCAAGCUGUCGUCCUGCUAUGUUCAGAAGAAUUUUUCGAAACACAGCCCAUCCUCUCUCAGACGGCCGGACAAAGAUAUUCCAGAGCUGAGCUAUCAUUCCUGCCCAAGUGAAUUAAACUCAGCAAACGAGACAUAUUUGAGUUGCACUAUUAGCCCAUCAGUAAUGCCGCAGAGCACCAUUAGCACUUCAGAGGGAAUGUUUUAUUUUGUACUUAAAUUUUUUUUUCUGUAAAAUUAUCUCGUUAUUCCGGAAAAACAGAGCUUUUUAUUUUUUUGCGGCUGAAUGCAAUAAGCUUCCGUAAACUAGCACCAUGUGAUUUAUACAAAUAAAUGUGUCUACUUCAUACAAUGUCGAUAUAAGAUUCUAUACUGAUGUUCCAAAACAACAGUCUACACACUUUUUUCCCCUUAAUGGUUUAUGCUAUAGUGUGGGCAUGGAUUAUUACAUUUUGGGGACAGCUGCUGAUGCUCAGAGACGUUUUUAGCUUUUGGUUCAUGCUGGAUGGAGAAUAUUUAAACCUUCUGAAUGUUCCUAACAGUGACAACAUUUUGAGUGCUCCCUCUUUCUCCAAAUAAAACCCCAUGCUUUGAAUAAUAAUAAUUAUUAUUAUUAUUUUUAAGUUGACGUGUUCUGGUGUAAAUCUUCUCUGUGUCUCAAAAUCAGAUUUGUUUCUACGAUAAUUACCCUACUAGUUUCCUCAUAUUUCCAUCCAUGACACAUUGUGGCCAAAGAUUUCCCAAUAUUUCCAAUGUCCCAAUAAUGCAACAUGCUGAGGAGCUUAGACCCACCCAUUUGACUGUGUAUAAAAAGCUCUACAGGGCAACGCUAUCACAGUCAUCUUGACCAGCUAGGAGAAGGAUUGUGGAGACGUAAAUAUUCUUUAGUUCAUUUAGUUAAAAAUUUAUGAUAACUUUUAUGCUUUAUGUUGUAUUUUCCAAUUCUACAGGUGAUCAGUGAAACCAUGCUGAAGGUAUUAUUACUGCUGGGAUGCCUCAUGUGCCUCACCCUGGCUGAUUCUAUAGCUCAACGAGGGAAACGCCCACAACAUGGAGGCCCCCCAAAUGGAGGCCCCCCUCAUCGAGGCCCCCCAAAUGGAGGUCCCCCACAUCGAGGCCCCCCAAAUGGAGGCCCCCCUCAUCGAGGCCCCCCUCAUGAGGGCCAUAAACACCAUCACAGCAAUGAGGAUCCUUCUCUGAACCAACCAUCUACUACAACAACUACAGCUCCAGCUACAACAACUACAGCUCCAACUACAACAACUGUGGCUCCAACUACAACAACUGUGGCUCCAACUACAACUACCACAGCUGCUACUACAACUGUGGCUCCAACUACAACUACCACAGCUGCUACUACAACUGUGGCUCCAACUACAACUACCACAGCUGCUACUACAACUGUGGCUCCAACUACAACAACUACAGCUCCAACAACCACCACUACUGUGGCUAAAACAACAUAAAAUCAAAAAUUGAAAGUCUGGAGGCAUAAAAUCUAAAUGAAAAUCUACAAAUCUUAAAAACUAUAUGAUAGAUGAAAUGUGAUAAUCAAGAAAUAUGUGAGUCAACAUAUUCUUGAUUGCUGUACCAUCUCAAAUAAAACAUGUGGAAAAAUA
Messenger RNA from Nothobranchius furzeri (turquoise killifish), 1696 nucleotides. RefSeq names its product integumentary mucin C.1. NCBI's taxonomy places the organism in Eukaryota, Metazoa, Chordata, Actinopteri, Cyprinodontiformes, Nothobranchiidae. The record is from RefSeq and is a predicted model, not a curated record.